AAAGUUUAUACUUAAAAUUUACGAAGAAACAAAAAGAUUUAUUCAGAAGCACAAGGAUUCCAUAAUCAUUACGAAUGCGGACAAGGGUAACAGGACAGUAAUGAUAUAUAAGGCAGAUUACCAACAAAAAAUGAAAGACCUCUUAAAUGAUAAAUGCACAUAUAAGGCUAUCAGAAUUGACCCGACCCAACAGCUUUUAAGGAAAAACAACAAUUUGGUGAAUGACAUCUAUAAAAAUAAAAGCAUUGACUUUAAACUUAAACAAUACUUGACAUGCACGGCAGCUACAGCACCAAGACUCUAUGGCUUACCCAAAAUCCACAAAGAGAACACACCUCUUCGACCAAUUUCAUCAUCUAUGAAUGUACCAUGCUUCAAACUGGCAAAAUAUGUGGGGCAGACCCUUAAAAAUAUCGUUUCUGAAAACUUUAACGUGAAAAACUCAUUUCAACUGAAGGAAAAUAUUAAAAACAUAACUGUUGAUGAUGAUGAAAUGCUUAUAUCCCUGGACGUCGUAUCUUUAUUCACGAAUAUACCCAUCCAUUUGGCGAUUAACACAAUAAUGAAGCAGUGGUCAAGCCUAGAAAAGCAUACAACAAUAACCAAAAAACAAUUCCUAACAAUAUUAGAAUUUUGUCUGAGGGAAAACAACUACUUCGUCUACGAUGGAACCUUUUACCAGCAAGUACAAAAUUAUUGACGACAGCAUUAUCGAGCUAAGAAAUAAGGACAUAUGUAUCAAAUACAUUACCAAAUAUGUAGAUGAUAUAUUCGCUAUAGUUAAGACAAAAGACGUGGAAGAGAUAUUGAAAAUAUUUAAUCAACAGCAUACAAAAGUACAAUUCACACUGGAAAAGGAAAUAGAUAACAAAAUAGCCUUCCUAGAUAUUGAAAUUCAUAAGAGUGAAAAUAAAUUGAAAACUAACUGGUAUACCAAUAGCGUAGCAUCAUCAAGGAUGAUCAACUUUAAUUCUAAUUACCCGUGGGCCCUGAAGAAGAACACAGCAAUAAAUUUCAUCACCAAAGUUUACUCCUUGAGUGAUCCGGAGUUCAUAGAAGACAAUAGGGCUAAAAUAAAAAACAUUGUCUUCAAAAACGCAUAUCCCAGCGGAGUAAUAGAGACACUAAUAACAACAGCGAUAAAUAAAAUGAAAUGCAAUAACAACAUAACAAUAAAUAAAAAUAACACGAAAACAUACACAGGCGUCGCGUAUAUACCCAACCUAACGGACAACAAAACAUUGGGCAAAAUUAUUAAAAACAAUAACAUAUGCUAUGCACAUAAGCCACAUAACACGAUCAGAAAUAUUUAUACCAAAUCAAAGGGCAAAAUUAACAAUGAACAACUACACAAUGUAGUCUACGAAAUAUCGUGCAAAGGAAAUGAAGGCGAAAGCUGCAAUAAAAUAUACAUUGGAACAACGAAGAGAGCAUUAGGAACCAGAAUCAACGAACACAAACUUGACGCCAAAAAUAAGAAAAACACCACAGCGUUAGCGCAGCACUUGGCCACAAACAAUCACACAGCAGAUUUCGCCAACGCUAGAAUUUUAGACGUGGAGAACAGAACUAGAAAGCGGAUGACAUUAGAAGGGCUACGCAUACAACAAAAUAUAUGUAAAGCGAUGAACUACAAAGAAGAUGUUGACAAUAUAAGCUGUGCAUAUGCUACUGCAAUAACACACAAUGUUUAAGCUAUCGGAAGAUAAAGAAGUUG
Molecule: messenger RNA, 1717 nt
Organism: Rhagoletis zephyria (snowberry fruit fly)
Lineage: Eukaryota; Metazoa; Arthropoda; Insecta; Diptera; Tephritidae
Source: RefSeq, a predicted model, not a curated record